Scylla paramamosain (green mud crab) is the source of this 2306-nucleotide messenger RNA. RefSeq names its product gamma-butyrobetaine dioxygenase-like. Lineage: Eukaryota; Metazoa; Arthropoda; Malacostraca; Decapoda; Portunidae. The transcript has 9 exons. Gene Ontology annotation, cellular component: mitochondrion. The coding region runs from base 463 to 1632 and encodes 389 amino acids. Gene Ontology annotation, molecular function: oxidoreductase activity. Gene Ontology annotation, biological process: carnitine biosynthetic process. The record is from RefSeq and is a predicted model, not a curated record.
GGGGCAGGGCGAUGCGCUGGGCGGACAGCUGGCGAGUCCCUCUACGACCCGGCAACCCUGACACCCGAGCCCUAAUCACCUGCCGGCCAAUAUAAAGGAGACCCGCGCCCUGUGCCAGCAUUAUUCCCUCGUAAGGGCAUCAAGACGUCACACAGCAGCCUCAGCUUCUAAUCUCCUUCAACCACCACCACCACCACCAUCACCACCACCAUGUCCGCCACUCGCCUCACUCGUGCGCUCUUCUACAGCGCCGCCACCCUGAGGGGCGCCACCAAAACCCAGGUAUUGGUGGGAAGCAAACAAGAAGACACUGGUGUGGCAAGACUGAAGAUUUGAACCUGUCACCAUCAGGUGCGGAGCGCGUGCAGCGGCUGCUCCUCGUGUUCCUCCCUGUGUGGCCAGAAGGGCGCCAAGCGGGACCUCAGCCUCACUGCCGCCGCCCGUCAGUUCGCCGCCCCACAGAUGAAGCCUCAAGUUAGUGGCGUGGUGUCCUCAAAACUGCGGAACGACAUGCUGGAGGUGAAAUUUGGGGACGGGACGGAAGGUCGGCUGCCCUUCGUGUGGCUGCGGGACAACUGCCAGUGUCCUCAGUGCUUCAGCGUCGAGGCCCUGGGCAGGAAACUCCUGAUGGACGAUCUUGACGUUGAAGUUCAGCCAACAGAAGUCGAGGAAACCAUGGACGGGCUGAUGGUGAAAUGGAGUGAUGGCCACCAAAGUGAAUAUUCCACCAACUGGCUCCAGAAUCGCUCCUUCACACCCACCUCCCGUGCCUUGCACAGAGAGAGAUACGCCCUCCGGAGGGAACCGUGGGGAGCCGAACACACCAUGAAAAACUUCGACUACAACACUCUGAUGUCAGAUGAUCGGGUGCUGCUGGACUGGCUGCUGACCAUGGAGCGCAAGGGGUCAGCCAUGGUAAAGAACGCCCCUAAGAAAGAUGUGGCGGGACCGGAGCUCAUCGAGCACAUCGCCUUCGUCAAGCAGUCCCAUUACGGGCCACACUCGCCCGUCAUCAACCGACCCAACACCAACAACGUGGCCUUCACCAACGCCAAGCUAGGCAUGCACAACGACCUGCCGCAGUAUGAACACAUGCCCGGGAUCAUCUUCAUCCAGUGCGUGGCGCAGCACCCCGGCGCCGGCGGGGAGAGCAUCGUCACUGACGGACUGUUCGCCGCCGAGGAGCUGCGCAGGAACCACCCGGAGGACUUCAAGAUCCUCUCCUCCACCGACAUGUACUUCUGGGACAAGGGCCACGCCAACUACAGCUGGGAGAUGCCAGAGUUCUACAAGAUUGCAAAGUUCCCAGUCAUCAGGGUCAACGGCAACAACGAGGUGAUGCAGAUCGCCGUCAACAACGCCAUCCGCGACUCCCACAUGGACCUUCCCCCACAGGAGGUCAAGAAAUACUACGCUGCCUACAAGCGCUUCCACAACAUCCUGUACGCCAACGCCAUGACCUUCAAGAUGGAGCAGGGAGACAUGAUGACCCUGGACAACGUGCGGUGCCUGCACGGGCGUGAGGGUUACGAGGCCAACAGUGAGCGCCACAUUGAGUCCUCCUACCUCGACUGGGACGAGGCUCGCUGCCGCCGACGUCGCCUUCAGGAGAAGUUUGGCUGCUUCGUUUAAGACUCCGUAGCUGGCUGACAUCGGAUAGCUACGUGAUGUCUAUUGUUUCCAUGUUAUUUGGCAUUUCCAAGGUUUCCAGUGCCGAAGCCUUCGCUGCAGCAGCCACCAUGGAGGAUGAACAGAGCCGCGUCUGUCCUUGAAGUAAGCUCAGCAGAUUGUACUUAACGUUUUCCUUUCACAAUACUUUUGUUUCGCAUACAACGUUACCACAGAAAUUUUUUAGUGUGGUAUGCUUCAUAAUAUAUUCUAUUACUCUUACUAUUGCAUUGUAGCUAUGCACUUGUGUCACUCAUAAUAUAGCAUCUUGUAAUUCUUAUUGGGUAACAUUAACAUUCUUCAUGAACAUUACAAAUCUGUUCAUCUAUGGCUUUCUGUCGUCACAUAUCAUUUCAUGAUUCUUAGAGAUAUAUAUAAUCUAUUUUUCUACCACGAUAUAGUACCAUAUAAUUCACAUAAAUGUCUUUCGUGAUUUCUUUCACAACAUAUACUUUCUUCUUACUCAUUAAUUAUGUUAGUUAUUUAUAGCCAAUGUCAUGUUCAUAUUUCAUCAUGAUGUGUUUAGAUUCAUGUAAACUACUAACAAAGUAUAUUGUUUAUAUAAUUACAUGAUUACAAGUGUGCACACUAUGUAGCCGAAUUUAUAUAUUUUGAUAAAUAAACUUCAUUAUAUGAAA